AUGUUGCGCUAUGGCUGGCCCUGUCAUCCUGGGCAUCAAUGCCGCCCAUCUUUAGGCGCCAGAGGUGGUUGCUCCUGUAUCAGUGUGGGGGGCGGAAGUCAGUACUUGUGGUGUUACUUGGACGAGUUCCCUGCUUGUUCACUGGCUCCCAUGCGUUUUCUUUCGGGUUACUGGUGUCCAUGGCGUCCACAUCUGUGCCUUCAGGCUCGCACCUUGGCAGCUGAUGCCACUAAAGGCUACUGUGGGGUGCAGGUCUGCAGCCCUGAAGCCGCGCCUGGACCCCAAUCCUCAGUUCCCUGCCACGCAAAAGCUGCAUUGAGAGACAGGGAGCGUGGCACAGAUAGCCGGAGUCGUGCUGAGUUAUUGGCUUUGAAGCUGGAGGUAUGUUUGUACAAGGAAAAUUGGCAAGCAUUUCAGCUGCCCAAGUUUUCCCUGCAUAGCACGGUCCUCAAUCUGUUUGAUCUUGCUAUUGGGGUGGCAAGUUUCUCCCUUUUCAUUGGAUCUGUUGGAGUCAGUGUUAUCUUCUCCUUCUGCUUGAUAGCAAGAAUACAUUCCAUGGUUGCCUUGCAUUGUUUCAAGCUGAGAGGUGCGCAACAGAAGCUGUCACUGGAGGUGCUGUCAUUCCCGGACAGCUGGCAUACAUCCUGUGUGCAGUGGCAUGUUGCUUGUUUCUGUUGA
Messenger RNA from Ostreobium quekettii, 678 nucleotides. NCBI's taxonomy places the organism in Eukaryota, Viridiplantae, Chlorophyta, Ulvophyceae, Bryopsidales, Ostreobiaceae. The record is from the annotation of a GenBank genome assembly.